AAGUGGGGUGGUAGCAGGGAAGGAGGGGAGGUGGUGGUGGUGGUGGUGGUGGUGGUGCUAGUGGUGUCAGAGUGGAGCGCGAGGUCGAGGCACUCAGUAAAGGUGUGGCGGAAGCGGCCGCGGAUGGAAAUGCAGCCUCACAGGCCACACUUAAGUAGCCGAACUUUGCAGGGAGGGCGGGGCGGACGCAGGCGCAAAGAGGAGAGGCGGGGCCAGGAAGCCACGCCCAAAGUUGCUUCAGAAGUUACGAUGCCAGCCUAUUCCACCCCUUCUCCCGCCCUCUUGGUUUGCACUUCCCUCCAAGUAGCCUGUAGAGGUCUCGCUCCUUGCGUGUAGAGCGAAAACCGGCUCCGGGGAAAAGAAGACGGAAAGAACACUUUCUCUGCUUUCAGCGGACUCGCCUCCCGGUCUCAGCUGUUUCGCACUCUGGCUCCCGGUCGUGAUGGUGCGUGCGGGCUCUCAGUUCAGUCUUGUUCUCCUGGUCCUGCUUCUGCUGUGGGACUGUACCUGGGCAGCGCACUGUCUCUGGGCGCACGGCGAUGCUCACUCUCUUCACUAUGAUUUCAGCAUCGCUGCUAAUGGACAGUCAUGGUGUAAGGUUCAAGGCCAGGUGGAUGAAAAGAAUUUUCUUUUUUAUGACUGUGGCAGCAAUAAGGUUAUAUGUAUGAAUCUCCUGAGAGAGGAGGUAAAUGCCACAAGUGUCUGGAAAGAACAGACUGAUGCACUGUGUCACGUGGGGGACUUGCUCAAACAGCAACUGCUUGACAUUAAAGUGGAGAAAUACGCAGACAGUGUUCUUCUCACCCUGCAGGUCAAGAUGAUGUGUCAAUGUAAAGCCAAUGGACGUGCCAGUGCAUCCUGGGAGUUCCGCUCUCAUGGACAGAGAUUCCUUCUCUUUGACUCGGAGAACGGAAAGUAUACAGUGGAUCACCCUGGAGCCAAACAGAUAAAAGAGAAGUGGGAGCAUGACAAGGAGUUAACCAGAUCCUUCACAAUGAUCUCGAUGGGAGACUGCGGGAAAUGGCUUCAAUUCUUGGUGCCCUGGAAGAAACUGGUAGACACAGCAGCCCCAACAACAACGGUCCCAAACAGAGCCCCACCAACCAAUUUCACAGCCACAGCACAAUCCAAGGCCUCGACCAUCACGCCCACUGCCUGGAUCCUCCCUCUCUUCCUCACCUGCUCAAUCAAAAUUGGCAUCCUAGCUGAGUCUUUAAUAGUAACAGGUACUGAGGGCUGAACUGAGUGGGAAUGACGGACAGAUGGCCUGGAGUGAGGAUGGGGGAGGGUGAAUUCUCAGCCCGACCCCUGCCCCCUCACUGAACUUCUCAUCAUGGAAAUGAGACAGGAGAAUAAGACCUCAUAGGGCCUGAUAGGAAUCACUUGGGCAGC
Hipposideros armiger (great roundleaf bat) is the source of this 1392-nucleotide messenger RNA. RefSeq names its product NKG2D ligand 3-like. Gene Ontology annotation, cellular component: external side of plasma membrane. The transcript is spliced from 4 exons. Gene Ontology annotation, biological process: immune response; antigen processing and presentation of endogenous peptide antigen via MHC class Ib; positive regulation of T cell mediated cytotoxicity. The record is from RefSeq and is a predicted model, not a curated record. Bases 443 to 1240 code for a protein of 265 amino acids. Lineage: Eukaryota; Metazoa; Chordata; Mammalia; Chiroptera; Hipposideridae.